CCAUCUCCAUCGCUUGCUACGGCCGGUGUGGGCGGUUUCCAUGUGCCAGAUAGCAUCCCUAACCACCGAACACCCUUCCCCAUGCUUGUCUCGGUUCCGCAGAAUCCGCAACGCCCGACGAGUAUGACUAUGCAGCACGCGUUGGCUGGACUGUACACGCCACCCCCUGCGCAACCUAGCAGCGAUCUGCGGCCUCUACCCGGUCAUCCUAAACCUCAGCGGCGCAACUCCACGCCAUCUUCGCCGGCUACUUCUAUUGCCGGAUCAGCGAGUGGUAACACGGUUCAAUGCAGUGGUCAAACUAAGGCAGGACGGCGGUGCACGAGGCAAGUCAAGAUACCCAUGUCGGUUGCCCGUCUAGACGAGGACGAGGAUGAAGCGGUGGAGAUAUUCUGCUUCCAACACUCUAAGGAGUUGAUGGGUCAAAGUGGGUUCUACGCUCGUCAGAACGGCGAAUGGGUGGAAUACAAGGAUUGGAUACCGAACUAUCUGUCACAAGAUACUCAGGUCGCCUUGCGUAUCGAGAUGGAGAAGGCUCGUUCGCUGAGCGAUCAGGCGGGCUACAUAUACACUUUCGAGAUAAGAGAUAAGAAGACGCCUUCCCACAUUCACCUCAAAGUCGGUCGUGCGGUCAACCUGACGAAGCGCAUUGACGAAUGGGGCAAACAAUGCAAAUCUAAGGAACCCAUCCUCCGCGGCUGGUGGCCGGGCAGCGUCGAGGAAGAUAACAGCAGCCUGCUUAAAGGGCGGGUGAAGGCGGGUGAUAAGGGUCCAUGCUGCCAUCGGCUCGAGAGGCUCGUGCACCUGGAACUCACGGAUCUGACGUUGAACAAGCCUUAUCUCCACCCCAACUUCCCGAACCAGGCUCCCACCCCGGGUAACGGAAGAACGAACUCCAACUCGACUGCAAGUGGGAAGAAGGCGGAUGCCAGAUGUGAAGACUGCGGGCAACGACACAAAGAGAUCUUCACGUUCGAGCGUCCGCAGAUCGGGCCAUAUGUAGGCAAAGAAUGGGAGAAGCUCGUGCUUCCGGUAAUUGAGAAGUGGGGCGGAUUUGUGAGGGCUUAUGUUUGACGUACUGCAUGCAUAUGGACUGCUCGUAUUUUUUCGGACGAAUGAACGAACUGGAUCUAUCAGAACUAUCGUUGUCUGUUCAUCAUCACCACUGUAUAUCUCACAAUAUGAAUCC
Punctularia strigosozonata HHB-11173 SS5 is the source of this 1189-nucleotide messenger RNA. RefSeq lists its product as uncharacterized. The record is from RefSeq and is a predicted model, not a curated record. Lineage: Eukaryota; Fungi; Basidiomycota; Agaricomycetes; Corticiales; Punctulariaceae. The coding region runs from base 82 to 1074 and encodes 330 amino acids. The transcript is spliced from 5 exons.